AUGGUUCAAGCAAUUUGGGUUUGAUGUAACUGGCAACGGUGUUUGAGCUCGAAGAAAAUGGAGGACCUAGCCGUUGAAGUCCGGGGUGAAAAUGGGGCUUGGUAUAAGGCUUUUGUCACUGAUGUUCAUGAAGAUGAGAUUUCUGUUGCAUUUGAGAAUGAUUGGCAGCCUGAAACCAAAUUUCUAUUCUCAAGGUCUCGCCUGCCACUCAAGGACAGCAAAGGUCCAUUCACAUUUGUAGAAAAUCAGGAAAUUGAAGUUUACUCAAAAGCAAAUGAACAGGAAGCAUUUGGCUGGUGGAAAGCUGUAAUAAAGAUGAUUAGAGGAGAUUUUCAUGUUGUUGAGUAUGUUGGCUGGGAAAUGUCAUAUUCAGAAAUAGUACCUGGAGAUAGAAUUCGUCCAUCAAACACCAACUCACCCUUAACAAAAGCCAACUUUUCCAAAUUCGAGAUUGAGGUGCCUGAAGAGUUGCGUGAGUAUGCAAAAAGGGAUGGAGUACACAAGGAAUUUCAAAAGGCGAUUGAAGCAGCCGUCUGUCGGUAUGUGCCCGAGAAAGGAAUACUUAGUGUUAUGUCACGUCAUGAAUCCAGUCGGAAGCGAGCUGGUCUUUUACAGGAUAUGCAUUUUCGUAACCUUACGCAAAAAGUGGUGCUGCUCAAAAGAACUGAAGAAGCUGCUAAACAGCUGGAAUGUACUAGAACGCAUUCUAGCGGAGGGUUUACAGAAGAGUUCACUGUUAGAGAGGAUUUGAUGGGGUUGGCUAUCGGGGCACAUGGAGCCAACAUUCAGCAAGCUCGUAAGAUUGAUGGAAUAACGAACAUUGAUCUAUUAGAAAAUUCUUGUACCUUCCGAAUCCAUGGAGAGAUUGAGGAGUCGGUUAGAAAAGCUCGUGGGAUGCUGGAAUAUGGAGAAGAAUCCAUUCAGGUGCCUCGAUUUUUGGUGGGAAAAGUCAUUGGGAAGAAUGGACGUGUCAUUCAAGAAAUAGUUGACAAAAGUAAUGUCGUCCGAGUUAAAAUUGAAGGGGACAACGAACCAAAUCCGACUCAUCCUCGUGAAGACGGAUUAGUUCCAUUUGUAUUUGUGGGUACAAUGGACUCAAUAGCCAAUGCCAAAGUCCUUCUCGAGUAUCAUUUAGCACACUUGAAGGAAGUGGAACAAUUACGCAUGGAAAAGUUGGAGAUCGAUCAGCAACUUCGCUCUAUUCACAACAGCAACCUUACGUCAGCUCCUGUGUUUCCUCCCCCACGGCGUGUGGAUAGAGGAUACAGUGCCGAACCGGAGGGAGGAGGGAACCGAGACCGAGGAAGUCUAACGCGUGGUCGAGGUCGAGGUGGAAGAGGUGCACCUGUUAGUAGUGGUCGCUUUGGUGAAAGAUUUCAUGUGGAGAGAAGUGGAAUUGCAUCGUCGGUUAGAGGUCGUGGAGCAGCUCGCGGUCGAGGAGAGCGACCCGAACGGACUGACCGUGUGGAGCGGAACGAACAUGCAGAAAGAGGAGAUCGUGACAGCGCUUUUCGAGGUAGAUCUAGAGGAUUUCGGCGUGGUUUUGGAGAUCGCGUUUUGGAUUCCGAACGGCGUGUUGAAGAAGAAUCAGCGCCAGAUAGUCAAGAUCUUUCGAGUGCCGCUAGUCUAGACAGGGAUUCCGGCUCAAGCAACGAAGAAUCAGGACCUGGUCGUCGUCAACGUCGUCGUAGACCACGCAAAGUUGACUCUGAAACCAACGGUCGACCUAACAUCCUGGACAACUCAUCUAGCGGUUCUCGUUUGCAUUCGGCUUUGUCUAGUAAAGAGGGGACACCGGCUGAAACUACUACAAAAAAUGCUUCGCAGGCCGGGUCCUUACAUACAGCUGCGGCCUCUGGGCCUCCCCAUUCGCGUGAUCAGCGUAACAGAUAUGAUAAACCAAGUGGUAGUCGCAAACCGAUAACCGAUCCAAAGGCUCAUGAAGAACCUGUUAAUGGAACCACAGCUUGAAACUCGGGAAAUAAUAAAGAAUUCGUUUGUACGUGAAAGGUGGCUGUUGAAGGAAGUUGCGUCAGUUUGAGAAAACAGGAAAAGUUGUUGAUUUGCCCUGGAACAAAGUAAAGAAACCCAGAAACGUUCGAUGUCAACCAACACAAGCGAAGUUGACAAUGUGUUUCGCGAAGAAAAAAUCUGUUGAAAUCGCAACGGUUCUAAAUGAUUCGUCGAUAAAAUCUUUACCUCUUUUCAUAAUUACCCUUCGCACCACCACCGAAAUGUGUCCCCAUCCACUUGAAUACACUAUGCUGUGUACUGGA
Daphnia magna is the source of this 2276-nucleotide messenger RNA. RefSeq names its product fragile X mental retardation syndrome-related protein 1 (gene Fmr1). The transcript has 13 exons. Gene Ontology annotation, cellular component: dendritic spine; axon; neuronal ribonucleoprotein granule. Bases 58 to 1971 code for a protein of 637 amino acids. Gene Ontology annotation, biological process: regulation of mRNA stability; central nervous system development; anterograde axonal transport. NCBI's taxonomy places the organism in Eukaryota, Metazoa, Arthropoda, Branchiopoda, Diplostraca, Daphniidae. The record is from RefSeq and is a predicted model, not a curated record. Gene Ontology annotation, molecular function: mRNA 3'-UTR binding; protein homodimerization activity; translation regulator activity.